Molecule: messenger RNA, 3629 nt
Organism: Zea mays
Lineage: Eukaryota; Viridiplantae; Streptophyta; Magnoliopsida; Poales; Poaceae
Exons: 8
Coding region: 648-2597 (649 amino acids)
Biological process (GO): nucleolar large rRNA transcription by RNA polymerase I; RNA polymerase I preinitiation complex assembly
Cellular component (GO): RNA polymerase I core factor complex
Molecular function (GO): RNA polymerase I core promoter sequence-specific DNA binding
Source: RefSeq, a predicted model, not a curated record
CUAUUAGGCCCAUUUUAGCUUAGCAUGAGAGGGAAACUGGAAAAAAAAGAAAAACAAAAAAAGCCCACGAGUCCAACUCAGCCCAACACAUUAAGUUUAACCUAACCAGCUGCCUCUCCUCUCUCUCCUAGGCUCUCAGCCGUUCUCCUCUCAGCCGUCGCCGUCGCUCUCCUCUCCUCCACACUGCUCUCCUCUCUCCUCCGAGCCGCAGCUCUUCUCUCUCCCUCUCCCCUGCGCGCCGCCACUGCGGGCAUCUACACCGCUGCCGCUCCUCUCUUCUCCGAGCCGCAGCUCUUCUCUCUCCUUCUCCCCUGCGCGCCGCCGCUGCGUGGCCCUACACGCCACCGCUACGGGUGCCCUACGCGCCGCCGUCACUGCUCCAGCUCUCCUCUGUUUCCCAGCCAAUGCCGCCGCUCUAACUCCCCAAGGCAUCGCCCCGACGACGGCUCAACGACGCCCCGUCGACGCCUCGCGGACGCCCUGCGCCGCAGCGGGCGCUUUACGCUCCAUGGCAAGGCGCGUUAGAUGCCUCAGGUUCCACGCGCGCCUUAGCCCCUAAGCGACGCUAAGGCGGCGCUUCAAGGACGCCUUGAUAAGCAUGAUUGGGAGGUUAUCUAUGCUUAUAGCUUUUGCUCUGGGGUGAAAACAUGGAUUACGACUUUGGUGGCACCUCACCCGAUCCCUAUGGGGGUGGAAGCAUCCACCUAGUGUGUGAUCAUUGCGGUACCAGUGACAACUACACCACUGACGACGCUGAUGAUGGCCAAUUCACGUGCCGUACAUGCUCUGCCGUGCACACUACACAGGCAACUGCUGCUGAUCCUCAUGACUUCCCCGCCACUGGCAACAUCUCUGUCCGUCGUGUUGCCACCCAGCCCACCCCCAAGCUUGGUGCCCGCACACCCGCGCCUUACCUGAGGACCCCUCAGGCUGCUCCCGUGCCUGCUACUGCCGCUUUUGAUGACUUCACAGAGCUGAGUGAGCCGCGGGACUUUGUGUCUGGAUCUGGCACGUGUGGGGAGCCUGAGGAUCUGGCAGUGCAGGUCCGCUGGCGCUAUGUACGGGGUCUCCAGGUGAUCCUGCAGCGGCAGCUGGAGGUGCUGGUGGAGCGGCACCAGGUAGGCGCGUUUGUGUGUGCUGUUGCCGGCAUUGUCUGGGUGCGGUGGGUUGCUGCAUCCAGGGUGUUUGAUGGAAUCUGGGCCCGCCAGGUGCUUGAGGACCACAAGGCCGUGGGGAGACAGAAGUGUUAUGAUGACAAGAAACCUGAUGAGAUGAAGUAUGAAUGGGAUGAUGAUAUGUCGCUCCAACGAAAAGACAGGCACAAGCUGGAGUUUGCCUUUUUGCGUUCGUUGAGGAUGAUGCUGCCGGUUUACUCAACAUUGGCUGUUUGUUUCUUGGCCUGUCAUAUUGCCCGUGAAGCCAUCUUGCCAAGUGACAUUUACAGGUGGGCAAUGGAGGGGAAUAUCCCAUAUGUGGCUGCUUUUACUGAAGUAGACAGGUUCCUUGGGAGCUCUUUCCAAGACUGCCCUUUGGAUGCAAGGCAGCUGUUCAGGCCGGUGCGAGUUAUCGGAGCAUGGCAACUGGAAGCUGCAGCUGGAUCCAUAGCACAAAGAGUAGCCUUGAGGCUUCCUUCAGUUAACUUCUAUGCAAUUGCUCAACGUUGUUUGAAGGACUUGUUACUGCCUAUAGAUAGAAUCCUCCCCCACGCAUGCCAAAUUUAUGAGUGGGCAAUGCCUGCAGAAUUAUGGUUGUCUAGUAAUCCUGCUAGAGUCCCAACACGGGUUUGUGUGAUGGCUAUCCUAAUUGUGGCCCUACGACUUCUUUAUAACAUCAACGGUCAAGGGAUAUGGGAGAAGAUUUGUGAGGAAGGAAGAAACCCAAGUGAAUCUCACUAUGAUGCAAAUUCAUCUACUUCCAGGAAGCUUGAGGCUAGUAACAGUGAGGAGUUUGGCACAAGAGAACUGUUGUGUGCUAUUUCAGUUGCCUAUGAUAAAAUCAAUACGUCACAUGACUACUCGAGUGAUCUCCGCUCUUAUCUCAAAUACUGCAAGGAAGUUGUUUUUGCUGGAAUUACAUCUUCAGAUGAACAGACUCAUCUAAUAGAGAUCUUUUGGGAUAUGUACAAAGCCAGGGAGGAUGAUAAUAUAGAAGAUCAUGUAAAAUCCCAGUCCCAUUCUAUGGCAGACAUUCCAAUUACAAAUGGAGUGAGGAAACACUACCGAGAUGGAGCUUUUGUUAAAGCAAGUUCCUUUUCUGCAUCUUCAGGUCAUGAUGCAAUGCAAAUGCUCAAGUCAGAGAUGCAAGAUCAUGGAUUUCAUUAUAUGCCACCUAGGAAACCAAGGAAAUCAGAUGGUUAUCUUCGUUAUAGGCGGCGGCGGCUAAGUGGUGGCUUUAUUUUUGUUGCACAUGCUGAUUAUUACUUGUUGCUACGUGCUUUUGCAAAGCUUGCAGAAAUUGAUAUUCGUAUCAUGCAUAUUAGUGUGUUGAAACUUGAGAAGAGACUCGCAUGUAUUGAGGAGCGAAUUGAAAGAAGCUUGAACACCUUACAUAACUUUUCUACUGGAACAGUAGAUGAGCUAAGAUCUGUAUCUGACUGAAGUUCCUAGUGUAGUCUCAUACUCUGCUAGCAUGGAAUACCCCCUCCAUUCCUUCUGGAAAAAAACAUGUGGUGCCAUUGCGUAACUGUGGUUUUGAAGAAUAUACGUAGCUUGAUACCUCAGGAAUUGAGGGCUUCUUUCUGUGGCCUCUUGGCAUUGGUAAGCAACCUGAGCACAAGGACAGGGCAGGAUGUGGGUCUGUAUUUGCUGAAGCAAUAUGUACCAAGAAUUAUGCCCCCCUUCUUUAGAACGGACAUAAUUAUAUCAGGGUCCUAAUCAGUACUGUGGUAGAUUCAGCAACAGUUCCAGUAGUAGACCUCAGUGCUUGGCAGCAAUGGCACUGGGGAUCUGCAAUCAUGAGGCAGUUUCAGUUUGGGAACUGGAGUGGCAAGAGGAAAAAGGCUGGAACCUGGGCUUUUUAAAGAGGCUAAUCAGUACUGUGGUGGAUUCAGCAACAGUUCCAGUAGUAGACCUCACUGCGCGGCAGCAAUGGCACUAAGGGAUCUGGGUUCUGCAAUCAUGCGGCAGUUUCAGUUUGGGAACUGGAGUGGCAAGAGGAAAAAGCAUGGAAUUUAGGCUUUUUAAAGAAAUGCUAUCAGUAUUGUGGUCGAUUCAGCAACAGUUCCAGUAGUGGAUUCAGCAACAGUUCAAGGUUAGUACAAUUGGUCUUGUCAAAGCUGCCGACAGAACUAAAAAGAUAUCCAGCAUAGUGUAAUGCAUCUUGAUGUACUGCCGACAUUUAUUUCGUUCCAGCUUCUGCAGCAAGAGCUGAUCGUUUCAAAGGUGACGAGAAAUUGGUCGUACUAGAGAUGUACUGUCUAUUCGCUGUAUUUGCAAGUUUAAACCAAUUAUUCGAACUACUGCAGCUGUAAUCCAGAGACAAUAUAAUAUAGAAAAAAUAGAAGUCGGUGGUUAAAGCCGUAACAAACAUGCUAACAAACAUGCUAGUAGGCUUCAAUUGUUAAGGGCUUCUUUGUUUCAGCUUUUUUGAUGAACUUUUAUGAGAAUCUAACUAUGGUGAAAAUCUGAGUA